UGCUGCAAAAUUUCGUUAAGGAAACCUUAAAACCGAUGACUCAUUCGGAAAUUUCCUAUGAAAAUCAAAAAAGUUCGUCAUCGACGCAUAUUUCGAGUUCAACAAGUGCUAAUUUUGCCUCGAAAGAAAGUUCCUCGUCGACUUCGACGUUACGUGAUGGCGAAAGUAUGAAACGAAAGUUGCAACAGCUCCAAACGAUUGAAAAAGAAAUAGAUCGUUUAGCCCAAAUCAAGGAAAAAGUCCAAUUGGAAAUGCGAAAAACGAAAAAUACGGAGAAAAUUUAUGAAAAUAUUAAUUUUAAGGAAAAAGGAAGGUCGAGAUUAGGCACGCCAACGUCUUUGGACAACAAUUUGGUGCAAAGGAAGGAGAAUUUUAUGGAGCAAUAUGUGAAUCAGCAUGGAAAAUUGUAUGAUUCAGUGGAUUCCGUGAGUAAAAAUUACACAAAACCUUACGGAACGACGGGAAAAAGUGCUUCGGACAAUGAAAGAUUGCGAAAACUUUCGUCAAGGGCGUCUUCUGGUGCUUCAGGGACUUCCAAUAGACCAUAUGUUGAGCCAAAAAAACAUACGGAAACCCAAACCACGGAUUCGCUGCGACGAAUUUCGCCAUAUUUUGAGAAUAAAAGCCCUGAAGACGCGCAAAAACCUCAAAUUAUCAACAAAACUCAAAUUAACAAGCAAAUUCAGACGAAUUGUCAACAAGCUCAAGCUUAUUCAAUCGUAUUUGACAAAGAUUUUGUACCAAAAGAAAAUGACGAACGCUUGCCAGGUCAAACACUUAAAGAAUAUUUGGGAGAAAAGAGACCGAAAAUUCUGCAAGCGAUGGAUGAACGUAACGAAUGUAUAAAAGAACUGCGAAGACUGAGGCAGUUAAGGAACGAACAACGACAAAAACUGUUGCUGCUCACGUCAGAAACUUGUUUGAAGGAAAAGUUACGGAAAUUGCCGCCUCCUCCGUUAGCUCAAAAGAGAUUAUUCAGUACAAGAGCCUUGAAACUCCAUUCGCUGAAACAAUACCAAAAUUUACCGGAAGUGCUGAAAAAGAAAGAAGUUGAAAAGUUGAAUAAUUUGAAGAGGAAACAUCGGGUUUUGUUGGAUAUGUUUAAUAAGAAUUUACAGCAAAAAGUUUUACAAGGAAAAACUGAUUUGUCGUAUAAUUUUAAUUUAUUCACGAAUACUAAAUGAAGUUUGUCUGUUUGUUUGUUAUAUUUCAUGUUUUUUUUUAAAUAUUAUAUGAAUAUUGAAUUUUUGUACUGUU
Culicoides brevitarsis is the source of this 1257-nucleotide messenger RNA. Its product is annotated as centrosome-associated protein Alms1a-like. Lineage: Eukaryota; Metazoa; Arthropoda; Insecta; Diptera; Ceratopogonidae. Bases 36 to 1184 code for a protein of 382 amino acids. The record is from RefSeq and is a predicted model, not a curated record. The transcript is spliced from 3 exons.